Penicillium angulare is the source of this 237-nucleotide messenger RNA. RefSeq lists its product as uncharacterized. The transcript has a single exon. The record is from RefSeq and is a predicted model, not a curated record. Lineage: Eukaryota; Fungi; Ascomycota; Eurotiomycetes; Eurotiales; Aspergillaceae. Bases 1 to 237 code for a protein of 78 amino acids.
AUGGCGAAACACACAGGCGCUCAAAUGAUGAUGCAGCGCCAGCCCUUUUUUCUCAAAUGCCAAGGGCUCGGCAUCUGGGCACCUUGGCGAAGCGCGCCUGCAAACAGCAGAGUUUCCGCUGCCAUGGCUCUCCCUGGUCUCUCCGCUGUUCCUCUACCCUAUAAGUCUCUCUUUCCGCCCUUGCCCUUCCUCCUGAUGGGAUACUGGUCGCCUGCUCGCAUGUAUGAGUGGUUAUGA